AUGAACAUGGAGAACGCCAAAGUGCGUGGGAACCAGCGCAAAUUGACAUUUCAACGCCGCAAGAAGCCGACAAACCCAUUGCGCGUUGACCCCGAUGCUGCCCCUACUCGCACCAGUACGUUUUUUGGCACCGUGGGGUCUCCCAUUAAAAUGGGUAACGUCGAAAUGGGUCGUCGGACGCCAAAGUUGCCGCCUCGUCCAUCACCUCAAGACGUGCCCGUGGAUUCUGAAGCUGCAACUUUAGACAUUAACAAGAAGGCGGCCUUUCGUGAAGAGCUCCGUCGACAACAGAAGGCCAAGCAACGGGCUGAAAAGGCCAACGAAGUUGUGGAGGAGCCUCAGGCUACACUGGACAAGGAGUCUGUGGCCACAGUUCGCAAUGACAAUGGACGAAAGCAUCGGGGUCGUCGGAAUUCGACUGAGUUCUUAGGGCAACCGAUGGAACCCGUCCAGCAACUUAAGUUGGAUGGUGCCAAAAAGGCGAAAAUUCCCCAUUUUUUGUCUGCAUGGUUUAAUGCGGGACACGACACAAAAGCAACUACAGAUACGGACAAUAGUGAUGCGGAAUCAGCCACUACGGAUCGAACGAUUAUCAGUGCGGAAAAAAAGGAUAAAGAAGAGACGACGUUGAAAGGUCAAGAGUCGCACCAGCUGGUGGAUGUGGUGAAAAACCCGUCAGUUGAACUGGAUGACGUCAUACAGGACAAGAGCAAGGCGCGGGUUGCCAAUUACAGUCAAAAUAUUAAUUUUAACGAGAUUACACUCGGUCGAAUGAUUGGAGAAGGGGCGUUUGGCAAAGUUCAUGAAGGAAAAUGGCGUGGCAAAAGUGUGGCCGUGAAGUUGCUCAUUUGUCAAGAACUUCGAAGUGACAUUUUGAAUGAAUUUCAAUCGGAAGUCGAGAUUAUGAGUGUAUUACGUCAUCCAAACAUCUGUCGCUUAUUAGGGGCGUGCAUGGAACCGCCACAUCGUGCUUUGGUCGUGGAAUUGUUGCAACGGGGUUCACUAUGGGGAGUUUUACGAAUGAAUCGGAAAUCCAUUGAUCAGGAAAUGCGAUCUCGAUUCAUUUAUGAUACAGCCAAGGGAAUGUCCUAUUUGCAUCAUUUUGAACGUCCAAUUCUUCAUCGGGAUCUAAAGAGUCCGAAUCUGUUGGUGGAUAAGAAUUUUAACAUUAAAUUGUCCGAUUUUGGACUAGCACGAGUCAAGGCUCAUGUACAGACAAUGACUGGAAAUUGUGGCACCGUUCAAUGGAUGGCACCUGAAGUACUUGGGAAUCAGAAGUACACGGAAAAAGCUGAUGUGUUUUCAUUUGGAAUUGUCAUUUGGGAAAUCGUGACGGGAGAAUGUCCUUACGAUGGUAUGAGUCAGAUUCAAGCUGCACUUGGUGUACUGAAUCGGAAUUUACGACCCAAUAUCCCACGUGAUUGUCCACCGUUUUUUUCACGGUUGAUGAAAGCUUGCUGGAAUCGUCAACCGGAAUUACGACCGAGUUUCCCACACAUUGUCAAUGCUUUUCGGACGUAUCAGAGCUCAAUUUCGGAAUCUCGUGCGACUAGCAGCGCUGCAGCAUCGGCAAAGGCCGCUAUGGCCGCAUCGGUUGCUGCUUCAUAA
Messenger RNA from Peronospora farinosa, 1608 nucleotides. The record is from the annotation of a GenBank genome assembly. NCBI's taxonomy places the organism in Eukaryota, Oomycota, Peronosporomycetes, Peronosporales, Peronosporaceae.